AGCCGGUCAAUGACGUUCAGCUGCAAGCGCGAGCCGACGAGCGGAACCUGCCUGCUGUUGACUUGGACCAGUUUGCUAACAGUAACUAAAUGCUAUUUAUCACAAGGGACAAUAUUAGUGACCAUAGUUUGUGAUGAACUGCUGCCGCACAUGAAUUAUUUACCCAAAACGAUUCCACAUCACUAUUACUCUGGAUUUAUUGGCAGUAACAUGUGUGAAGAAAAGCGACAGACGGAGGCUGUUUUUACGCAGCUACAACAUGGAAAUAUAUAUGUGGACACAAGCUCCUCGGGCCCUGACGACCUUUUCGAGGACGACUCCUACUCCCCGUCCUCUCUCUCCUCGUCGUCCUCGUCCUCUGUGCACGCGCUGGUCUCCCUGCAGGGGAAACCCCUGUGCACGUCCUGCGGCCUGGAGAUAGUGGACCGGUACCUGCUGAAGGUCAACAACUUGUGCUGGCACGUGCGCUGUCUGUCGUGCAGUGUGUGUAAAGCGUCACUGGGCCGACACGUAAGCUGCUACAUCAAAGAUAAACAGGUUUUCUGCAAACUCGACUACUUCAGGAGCUAUGGGACCCGUUGUGCUCGCUGUGGGCGUAACAUCCACUCCACUGACUGGGUGCGUCGCGCUCGAGGCAGCACCUUCCACUUGGCCUGUUUCUCAUGUAGCUCUUGUAAGAGGCAGCUGUCCACUGGAGAGGAAUGUGGAAUACUGGAGAACAGGGUCUUCUGUCGGCCGCACUAUGACAUCUUGAUGGACAAUAUCAAACGUGUCAAAGACAAUGAAGAACCAAAAGCAGAGGAGGAAGAGGUGGCAGACAAAGAUGACCCCGGCACAACAUCUAGACCUGCUAAAAGGGCCAGGACCAGCUUUACAGUUGAUCAGUUACAGGUAAUGCAAACUCAGUUUGCUAAAGAUAACAACCCAGAUGCCCAGACUCUGCAAAAACUGUCAGAGAGGACUGGUCUCAGCCGCAGGGUAAUUCAGGUCUGGUUUCAGAACUGCCGAGCUCGUCAAAAGAAACACAUUAACCCAAAUCCUGCUUCCUCUUUGACGUCGCUUGGUCCUGGUCAUCUGACGCCACCUUUGAUGGAGGAUCUGCAAUACACAGCCUACAUUUCCCAAGAUCCACCGCUUCUCACUACACUGACUUAUAUGGAUGUUCAACCUCCAGGCCCACUUUUGCUGCAACCAAUCAUUUCCAAUACAAUGACCCAACUGCCAGUUAGUAACAUCUGAUGACUGGAUGAGUGACAGGACAAUGAAGAGAAACAUGUUAAUUCGUAUCAUAAAUUAUAUGGUUAGUACAGUUAGUUCACUGUGACCUGAGAGAAAAUGCUCUUUCACAAAUCACUGAAUUGGUGUAAUUAAACUUCAAGGUAUGAGAAUAAUUUGAAAUUGUGAAAUAUAUUUGUAAGAUGCUUUUGUUUUUUAAUGUUUUUUGUAUUUAUUUUGGAUGUAUGAAAUAUGGCACUUUGUUUACUUAACUUUAAACUACAUAUUUGGUUUUGAUAUAUAAAAGUGAAUAAGAUGUAUAUUGACUACUUGGAAAUUUAAGGUGGCUGUUUAUUUUCAUUUUUGUAUCAUCAAUGGAAACAUGUACAAUGUAUGUGUUGUACAUUAAACAAAAAGUAACUACG
Messenger RNA from Betta splendens (Siamese fighting fish), 1640 nucleotides. Its product is annotated as LIM/homeobox protein Lhx8-like. Gene Ontology annotation, cellular component: nucleus. The record is from RefSeq and is a predicted model, not a curated record. Gene Ontology annotation, biological process: neuron differentiation; regulation of transcription by RNA polymerase II; forebrain neuron development. Gene Ontology annotation, molecular function: DNA-binding transcription factor activity, RNA polymerase II-specific; RNA polymerase II transcription regulatory region sequence-specific DNA binding. Lineage: Eukaryota; Metazoa; Chordata; Actinopteri; Anabantiformes; Osphronemidae. The transcript has 8 exons. The coding region runs from base 10 to 1239 and encodes 409 amino acids.